AUGUCCAGUCCCAGCAUCAAUUGCUCGCAAUGGACAGAACUGAACGAUUUCAGCGAAUACAUUCAGGACCUCGACUCUAAAACGCACUUUAAUAAGAGCAUACUAGAGUCUUGUAAGAGCGAGAUAUGCAACGCCAUCUACGGCACAGGAAAUCCUGACAUAUCUGGCAUUGGGGUUGCUGUUGGAUAUGUUCUCGAGAUCACAUUGAGCAUAUCCCUAUCUCUUGCAGUCAUAAUAUUCAAGAGAAGUGGCAAGAAUAGCCAAAGGCAUGAAGUUGCAGUAGCCGACCUUGAAGCAUUUGUCGACUCUGCUGCAUAUUUUGCCCUGGCACUACAGCUGGCUACGAUCGCUGUGCUUGCUCGCAAAGACUAUGGUAUCAGUACCGCGGACUUGGGCGCUAUCGAAGCUCGAAUAUCCCAAUCUGUCGCCGUCAUUAGCAUGAUGCCGCUUCUAUACCCCAUUGCUCUAUUACUGCUCCUCAGUGUAACUGUUGCACUGUCAUUCUAUCCCUUCUUAUCGAGGUGCAUUCAUGCGUUUGACAUAAGCCCCAUUGGCGAGGGUAAGGGUUCAGAGGUAUCGCCGACAGACUGGAGUGUCGUGGAAGAUAUGUGCUUUCCCGCCGAGUAUAGAGAUAUUGGAAGAUCGACGACUUUCAAAUCUUUAAAUGGCUUGGAGUUGACUGUAUCCCUGAUUACAUACAUAUUCACAUUCUGGCUCCUUGCUGGCCUGCCUGGCACAUGUUACGACCAUGACGAGAAGGCAAAGGAUGCUAAGGAAGCAGAAGACAAGACCUCUUGGCGCGAGCGAGUCAAUAAGUGGUUCGGUGACAGGCCGCUUGUUGCUAUUCUUCCUCUUCUUGUGCUUGUUGGGUGGACUAUACCACUACUGUGGGUGAUCUUCACCCUCAGAAACGUCCAGGAGCAAAUGUAGGAGAACAUGGGAGAAGAAUACGAUGGGAAUUACUGUGGAUUUGGGCAGAUUGUGUCUAUCAUAUUGUUUAUCCCUGUUGGAGUUGAACUGACAUAUCGGUCGAGAUUCAGUUCAGUACAUGCAUACAAACUGGAUGGAUAAGAUAGGGUUGACUGCAUGAAUCUAAUCCA
Molecule: messenger RNA, 1100 nt
Organism: Fusarium odoratissimum NRRL 54006
Lineage: Eukaryota; Fungi; Ascomycota; Sordariomycetes; Hypocreales; Nectriaceae
Exons: 4
Coding region: 1-930 (309 amino acids)
Source: RefSeq, a predicted model, not a curated record